UUACUUUUUAUUUAUUCUUCUGCCACUAUCCAGCACAAAACAGCACACAACCUUUGCUAGGUAAAUUCACAAAGUGAUUAAGGUUGUUCCAUUAGCUUGUCUCCAAAAGUAACUAUAGUAUUUCAAUUUCUUGUCUACAUUGCAUUGUAUUGUACUAUAAACAAAAGAGUGUGAACAAAUUAAAAGUACAAUUAUAUCCUUAGAUAUGGGAAGGGCUCCUUGUUGUGAGAAAGUGGGUUUGAAGAAGGGGAGAUGGACAGCAGAGGAAGAUGAAAUUUUGACCAAAUAUGUUAAAGCCAAUGGGGAAGGUUCUUGGAGAUCAUUGCCCAAAAAUGCAGGAUUACUUAGAUGUGGUAAGAGUUGCAGAUUGAGAUGGAUUAACUAUUUGAGAGCUGAUCUCAAAAGGGGAAAUAUUUCUGCUGAAGAAGAAAGUAUCAUUGUCAAGUUGCAUGCUUCUUUUGGCAACAGGUGGUCUUUGAUAGCAAGUCACUUGCCAGGCAGAACAGACAACGAGAUUAAAAACUACUGGAACUCUCACUUAAGCAGAAAAGUUUACAGCUUCCGAGGAUCAUCAACAACAACAAAUUAUAAUAAUACCAAAGAGAUUCCCUUGCAACAAGGUAUCGUAGUGGACACACCCCCCAAAAGAAAAUGUGGUAGAACUAGCCGUUGGGCCAUGAAGAAAAACAAACGCUAUACCCAAAAUGUUUUCGAAAGCCCAAAACUAAAAAGAAGCGAACCUUCAAUGGUUACGUUUCCACCCACCCCUGCAUUAGAGAGCGAGAAGUUGGGCCUUGAAAAUGGGCCAUGUUCUAGUAGCGAAGAUAGAAACGGCCCAAUUGGGUUACAUUUACCGUGCUUUGUAGGUAAAAAUAUUGAAACUGAUCGUGACCGCACGUUGGGACCUUAUCCGAAUGUUAUUAAUGACAGUGACGUGUUGGAUUUUAAUGAUAUCAUGGAUACAUGCAAGGUGGAAGAAAAAAGAGAAAACAAUGAUGAUAUGUUGGUGAUUAAUGAAAGAGUUGGGAACACAACAAAGGACCAAGAGAGUAAUAAUAAUUAUAAUGCAAUGAACAAUGGUUUUAAUGGGGAGUUAAAUUCUUCGGAUGAUAAUUGGGACUGGGAGAGUGUGAUGCCUUUGUUGAAUCAAAAAGAGCAAUCGGUUUCAUGGGAGGAGCAAAAUGAAAAUACAUUGACUUGGUUGUGGGAUGAUGAUGAAUUGGAAAAGGAUUUUCAGAGAUUUCGAGAGAUUGACCUUCACAAACAAAAUGCUAUGGUUUCUUGGUUUUUAUCUUAAAUGAACUAGAUGUUAAUUUUAGUACUUCACUUUUUAAACGUUUAGCUCUUAGAAUAUUUAGGGAAGUAGAAUAACCAAUUUAUUUUACACACCAAAAGGUAGUAUUUCUAUUUCGUUCGUGUAGUCAUGCACCAAGUAAGUGAUUAAUCAUUUAAUAAUAAUAAUUAAUACUCUCUCUUAAAAUAUUAAUAAGAUUAAGUUAAGAAAUGCUGAUGUAUUUAGUUUAAAAACUUGAACUAAGUUAUUUUUUUUGA
This is a messenger RNA of Cicer arietinum (chickpea), 1551 nucleotides long. RefSeq names its product transcription repressor MYB6-like. NCBI's taxonomy places the organism in Eukaryota, Viridiplantae, Streptophyta, Magnoliopsida, Fabales, Fabaceae. The record is from RefSeq and is a predicted model, not a curated record.